UUGUAUGCAAUAGGGCAGUUCAUGUGAGAAGGCACCCGACCUAACUUGCUCAGACAAAAAGUUUAAAUACCUACUCGGAUGGCCUUACUUGCCCAACCAAGUAAAGCUUGAGUGCCUUCUCAGCCCAUUGCAACCUAUCCCCGUCCAUCCCAUAUCAACAUGUCACAUUUAAAACUUCAUGUUGUUUUAACAACUUCUCACCAGCAAUAAUCUUUCUAUAUCAUUGACUUCUUACACGUAAACCUUGUACAUUUUCUUAAUGGAACCAAUUCUAGAGGUUGGUGAAAAUGCUUAUCUUUUCCUGUCAAAAAGGUUGUCUUCUCACGCUAAGAGAGUUAUAGGCCACCUAUAGGUUUCCUGGUUCCUUGUUGGUUGAUCAAACAGUGCUCAUUUUGUGGACUAGGCUUUGCUGUUGAACUGGUGGGAAAAAGCUGUUGCAUAAUAGGAGAAAAGUAGGACCAUGGAAAGAUGAUCACGCAAGAAUGAAGAAAUCUCUAAUGGACUAUUUCAUUUCAUUUUAUUAUUUUCCCCAUUCUGAGAUUGCAGUAAUUCACAGAAAACUGACAUAUUGAACCAAUCAAUAUGCAACCACUCGACUUACAAAUUACAACCAUUAUCUAUAUAAAAGCCCAACACUUUCUUUGAUCUCCUCAUACAGACUAACACCUUUGAGGACUUCUCAAUUCUAUGAAACAUUCUGCUCCAAUCUUGGAUAAGUAUCCACAGCACAGAGAUAGUAACCAUUUCUGUUUCAUUAAGAUUUUAGUGUCUAAUCCCUAGAGCCAUCCAUUGGCAUCUUCAAAACAAAAAGAUUGGUAUAUUCAUCUCUGCAACACUGCCCAAAUGAGUUUUUAAGCUUCUACAACACUUCUAAUUUCCAUUCAACAAUUUUUGCAAGUAUUUCAGCAAUAUUAAAAAAUGUUUUGACCCAACAGCUGGCCCCAAUUCUCAGACCCUCUUUCCCCAGGAAAUCAUUUUAGUCCUAAGCCCAAGGAAGCCCUAAAAUUUAAGUCUCCAAUGGCUGUAACCUCCAGAAUCAUGCUGAUAAUUUGCAUCAUCACCUCUCUACUCUAUAUUUCCACCGCUCAAACCUGCUCAAGCUACACCUUUUCAACUAACGAAGUAUUCGAUUCCUGCAUCGACCUUCCAGUACUACAGGCCCAUCUGCACUGGAACUACAUUCCAUCGACCAGAAGCAUUCAAAUUGCGUACAGAGCAACUCAAACUUCUACAGGAUGGAUUGCAUGGGCAAUCAAUCCGACCGGAACAGGGAUGGCUGGAUCACAAGCUAUUGUUGCUUUUCACAAUUCUAGUGGUAUUAUGACAGUUUAUACAACACCAAUAACCAGUUACACCCCUUCGAUGAAACCGGAGACUCUUAGCUUUCCAGUUUCAAACCUCUCAGCAAUGUAUGCCAACAAUGAAAUGACUUUCUUUGCUGUUGUGGGUCCACUACAGAAUGGAACUACCGUUAAUCAUGUCUGGCAAGCUGGAAGUUCAGUUUCAAAUGGUAUCCCUCAGAUUCAUCCAACAUCAGGAUCCAAUGUCCAAUCAAAGGGUUCACUGGACCUUUCAAAGUAGAAACAAAUAUUAAACUUCAGAAUGGCUGUCCUCAAGUUUGCCUCCUUCGACUACUUCAACUAUCUUUGCAAGUACAAUGACUUUGGUCCUUUGUUCAGUCAUUACUCUUGCUAUGACUAUAUUUACCUAAAUUACUAGUUUUCACGUGCUUGUUAUGUUAUUGUAGACUCUCCAGAUACAGUAACUUCCACAUUAAUGCAAACUGGCUCUGUCCUACUAUAUCCCAGCAUCAA
Corylus avellana is the source of this 1814-nucleotide messenger RNA. NCBI's taxonomy places the organism in Eukaryota, Viridiplantae, Streptophyta, Magnoliopsida, Fagales, Betulaceae. The record is from RefSeq and is a predicted model, not a curated record.